Molecule: messenger RNA, 2517 nt
Organism: Capsaspora owczarzaki ATCC 30864
Lineage: Eukaryota; Filasterea; Ministeriida; Capsasporidae
Product: TBX19 protein
Exons: 2
Coding region: 129-2438 (769 amino acids)
Biological process (GO): positive regulation of DNA-templated transcription; cell fate specification; regulation of transcription by RNA polymerase II
Cellular component (GO): nucleus
Molecular function (GO): DNA-binding transcription factor activity, RNA polymerase II-specific; RNA polymerase II cis-regulatory region sequence-specific DNA binding
Source: RefSeq, a predicted model, not a curated record
ACAAUAACAACAACAACAACAACAGUGACACGCCUAUUCUUUCACCAGCAGGCCAAAUACUUGCUGCAUCAUCCGCACAUCCUCCUGCUCACUUUAAUGCUCAUAUUCCCGCGACAUAUGCAGCAAACAUGCCAGCAGCAGCAAUGGCACCGGCGGGAGGCAGCAUUAUCAUGACGUCAAACCACUUCAGUAGCACCAAUGUCGCCACCUCCGCGCCGAUUGUUGUGCCGACCCCGUCAACCAGCGAUGUGACCCUGUCCAGGGCAUCGUCGUCAGCAGCAGCAGCCGCAGCAGCGCUUGACAGCAGCGACACGCAUCGCUACAUCAAGCAUGUGGCGUACCACAACCAGCCGUCUGCCGAGCUGGAGCAGCCGAACGUUGCGCUCGAAAGCAGCAAGUUGUGGGCUAAAUUUGCAGAUGCGACGAACGAGAUGAUUGUCACUCGCACCGGCCGCAACAUGUUCCCUGUGCUCCGCUUUGACAUUACCAAUCUCGACCCAAACACGCUCUACGCAAUCAUGCUCGACAUUGCACCCGCAGACGGCAUCCGCUGGAAGUACGUGUCGGGAGAAUGGUGGGUCGGCGGCAAGUCGGACGCACCGACUGGGCCAACCAUGUACGUGCACCCCGACUCGCCCAAGAGCGGAAAAUACUGGAUGCAGAGGCCAAUCAGCUUCAGCCGGCUCAAGCUCACCAACCGACCCAACACCAAGGGCAACAUUGUGCUCUCGUCGCUGCACAAGUACCAGCCCCAGCUGCACAUUGUCAGCGUGCCGAGCAUGAAUGCCCCUACGCAUGGGCAACCCACCUCCGUUCACACCUUUCCCGAAACAGCCUUCAUUGCCGCGACGGCCUACCAGAACGACUACAUCAAGGACCUCAAAAUCAAGAACAACCCAUUUGCCAAGGCAUUCCUCAAUCCCCGUGACCGCCCACGCUCAUCGCGCGGCGACGACGAUGACGACGACGACAACGACGACAACGACGACAACGAUGCGGACGAGCACGAGGAGGAUUCCGGCAGCGAUGGGUCUCUGCCGGGUGCAGGCGGUCGCGAAGGAGGUCGCCCAGUCCGCACGCGCAAACCGCCGUCUCCGUUCAAAGGCGGUUCGUCGACGACUUCGGGGACGACAAGGACGCGGGUACCCAGCGGUUCGCGCAGCAGCAGCAGCAGUCUCCCUUCCUCGAGUGCGUCCGAGCUCCAUGCAAUUCAAGGGCUCCGACCUUCCGAUCUCUCGGCAAUGCCCAACAGCAUGCACGUUCAACCACCAUCUCAGCAGCAGCUUUCGUCGAUGCAAUACGUAUCACCGCAACGGGUCUUCUACGCGGCCGAUUCGGCGCCGCCGCCGUAUGCUGGCCAACCGCAACAACUUCAACAAGGCAUGCCGUACGGCUCCAACCCCACCACGACGACGAGCGUGGCAUUCCCUGCCGCUGGCGGCGAGGGAAUGAAUGGCGGGUACUAUCAGCAGCCAGUCUCAUUGGUUCAAUCAAUGCAGCCCGGCCAACCGCAGUCGAUGCAGCCGAUUCAACAGCAGCCGAUUCAACAGCAGCAGCCGAUUCAGCAGCAGCAACAGCAACAACAACAACUUGGACAGUACGCGGCACAAACCAACGUGCUUCCGUAUGGCCAGCCGCAAAUGGUUGAUCGUCGAGUGUUUUACGAGCAACAGCAGCCGCAACUGCAGCAGCAACAACAACUCCAACAGCUGCAACCCCUGCAACAACAGCAACAACAGCUACAGCCGCUGCAACGUCAGCCACCCACUAGCAGCUCGGAGAUUGGUUCAAGCCUCGACGGCGUCAUGACCCUGCCGUUGGCCUCCAACACGAUGCCCCACCAAAGCAUGCAGAUGGGAUCGUGGUCACAGCCACCUUCUGGUGGGUAUUACAGCAUGUCCGGCCAACCUGUCAGUGUGUCGUACUCUGCGCCAACCAUGCAACCAAUGACGACGUUCGCCCAACGACCCCUGAUGCAGCAAAUUUCCCAGCAGACGCCUUCGCAGCAGCAGCAGCACCUCCCGCAGGUCGUGUUCACUUCUCAAGGCGGUGGUGGCCAUGUCACUUUCACGGGAGCUCUGCCAGCGCAAAAUCAUCAGCAACAGAUGGCCUUUUCACACGUCCAACCGAUUCCUUACCAAUCUAUGGCCCACCCUCAUGCCCAGCAACUGCAGCAGCAGCAGCAGCAGCAGCAGCAUCACCAACCACUGCCACCACAUCAGCAUCAGCCACAGUAUUCCACACUCCCGCCCCUCGGGAUGGUGCCGCAGCAACUCGAAUCGCAGGCGCUGCUCUGGCUGCAACAGCAACCUGGCCCUGUCAAUGCGCCAACUCAAGGCUUGAAGCGCGCUGCCCUCGAGGCGUUCAACGCAUCCGAGUCUGAUCCCGGUGCUCCCUGGACCAAGCGCGAGCAUAUCGAUGCCGCCCGCGUCGAGUGAUGGAUUUGACGUUUUUGAGUGUGCGUUUUUGUUUAUGUUUUUGUUUUUUUGUGCGAGCUUCCCGUUGAUUUGUUUAAAC